Messenger RNA from Plectropomus leopardus (leopard coralgrouper), 4405 nucleotides. It is a transcript of the gene tubgcp3, whose product is annotated as tubulin gamma complex component 3. The record is from RefSeq and is a predicted model, not a curated record. Gene Ontology annotation, cellular component: gamma-tubulin complex; microtubule organizing center; spindle pole. Gene Ontology annotation, biological process: mitotic cell cycle; spindle assembly; microtubule nucleation. Gene Ontology annotation, molecular function: microtubule minus-end binding; gamma-tubulin binding. Lineage: Eukaryota; Metazoa; Chordata; Actinopteri; Perciformes; Serranidae.
GUUGUUGGUAGUAGCGGACUUGAGUUAGUCCAUAUUAUUUACUGCCAUUUAUUCAAUCAUCGGGCAACAUACGCAACAUUUGCCGCUACAGCAUGGCGACCCUGGAUCAGAAAUCACCCAACGUGCUUCUCCAGAGCCUCUGCUGCAGGAUCACGGGGAAAAGCGAAGCUGAAGUUGCCCACCAGUUCCAGUACGCAGUGCGAGUCAUUGGCAGUAAUUACGCCCCCACUAUUGAACGGGAUGAGUUCCUGGUGUCAGAGAAGAUCAAGAAAGAAUUGCUGAAGCAGAGGAGAGAAGCAGACGCUGCACUGUUCUCAGAGCUGCACAGAAAACUUCAGACACAGAGUGUUCUGAAGCAUCGCUGGUCUGUUCUCUACCUGCUGCUCAGCCUCUCUGAAGACCCCCGAAAACCCUCCAGCAGGGUUGGAAAUUAUGGAGCACUCUUUGCCCAGGCCCUCCCCAGAGACGCCCACUCCACCCCGUUCUACUGCACCCGGCCGCAGAGCCUCGCCCUGGGCUACGUGGAGAGGAGCGCCGGCCUGUCAGCCAGCGUGGGGACCAGCGGCAUCUCCAGUCUGGGCGUCUACACCCUGAACGGACCCACGCCAACGCCGCAGUCGCUGCUGGCUGGUCAACCCCCUCAGUCUGCAGCAGGAGCUGCUCAGCCUCUGGGCUCUCGGCUGGCCUGGGCUCUUCCUGUAAGCUGCUCUCCCUCCUCCGCUCUGGCCCCUCUCGCCACUCGACCACCUCUCGGACCUCCAAUUGGACCCCCAGUUCCCUCCUCCAGAGUGGUCCGUCCUCGCCCUGAUGGGGAGGUGAGCGAGGCGGCGCUGGUGCGGGACAUCCUCUACGUCUUCCAGGGAAUCGAUGGCAAGUUCAUCAAGAUGAGCGCCCAGGAUAACUGCUACAAAAUAGACAGCAAGGUGGUGCUGUGUAAGUCCCUGAGAGACACCAGCAGCAGACUGGCCGAGCUCGGCUGGCUCCACAACAAAGUCAGGAAGUACACCGACGCCAGGAGCCUGGACCGGGCCUUCGGACUGGUCGGACAGAGCUUCUGCGCCUCCCUCCACCAGGAGCUGAAGGAGUAUUACAGGCUGCUGUCGGUCCUCCACUCCCAGUUGCAGGUGGAGGAUGAGCAGGGUGUGACCGUGUGCACAGAGAGCACUCUGACUCUCAGAAGGCUCCUGGUCUGGAUGUACGACCCCAAAGUCCGACUCAAAACGCUGGCCGCCCUCGUCGACUUCUGCCAAGGUCGGAAAGGAGGCGAGCUGGCCUCGGCCGUCCACUCUUACGGGGAAUACGGGAAAACGGGCGACCCGCAGAUGAGAGCGCUGGUUCAACACAUCCUCAGCCUGGUGUCACACCCCAUCCUCAACUUCCUCUACAGGUGGAUCUAUGAUGGAGAGCUAGAAGACACCUACCACGAGUUCUUUGUAGCAUCAGAUCCCAACGUGAAGACAGAUCGUCUGUGGCACGACAAGUACUCCCUCAGGAAGUCAAUGAUCCCCUCCUUCAUCACCAUGGAUCAGGCCCGCAAGGUGCUGCUGAUCGGUAAAUCCAUCAACUUCCUGCAUCAAGUUUGUCACGACAGAACACCGCCGGGCAAAAUGACACCAGCGUCCACGUCUGCAGAUACACCCAAAGAUGCUGCAGAGCUGCUGUCGGACCUGGGGGCGUUUCAGGAGAAGAUCGACGCCGCCUACUUUGACACCAGCAAAUACCUGCUGGACGUCCUCAACCGCAACUACCUGCUGCUGGAGCAUCUGCAGGCCAUGAGGAGAUACCUGCUGCUGGGCCAGGGAGACUUCAUCAGACACCUCAUGGACCUGCUCAAACCAGAGUUGGUGCGUCCUGCCACCACUUUGUAUCAACACAACCUUACUGGUAUCUUAGAGACGGCAGUCAGAGCCACAAACGCCCAGUUUGACAACGCAGAGAUCCUCAAGAGGCUGGAUGUUCGCCUGCUAGAGGUGUCUCCAGGUGAUACUGGCUGGGAUGUUUUCAGUCUGGACUACCACGUUGAUGGACCCAUUGCUACGGUGUUCACGAGGGAGUGUAUGGGCCACUACCUGCGCGUCUUUAAUUUCCUGUGGCGGGCAAAGAGGAUGGAGUACACACUGACUGACAUCUGGAAGGGACAAAUGUGUAAUGCAAAGCUGCUCAAAACCAUGCCUGAGUUGUCCGGUGUGCUGCAUCAGUGUCACAUCCUGGCCUCCGAGAUGGUCCACUUCAUCCACCAAAUGCAGUACUACAUCACCUUCGAGGUGCUUGAGUGCUCUUGGGACGAGCUGUGGAACAAAGUGCAGCAGGCUCAGGACCUCGACCACAUCAUCGCUGCCCACGACGUCUUCCUUGACAGCGUCAUUUCGAGGUGCCUGCUGGACAAUAACAGCAGGUCUCUUUUGACCCAGCUGAGGGCCAUAUUCGACCAGAUCAUUGAGUUCCAGAGCGCACAGGACUCCCUCUACCGCUCGGCCCUGGAAGAACUCACCCUCCGACUACAGUUUGAAGAGAAGAAGCAACAGAGAGAGGAGGAGGGUCAGUGGGGAGUGACGGCCGAACAGGAAGCAGAGGAGAAGAAGAGGAUUCAGAAGUUUCAGAAAACCAUACCAAACAUGCACUCGCAGCUCCGCAUCCUCACACACUUCUACCAGACCAUCGUUCAGCAGUUCCUGGUGUUGCUGAUGACCAGUUCGGAUGAGAGUCUUCGUUUCCUCAGCUUCAGACUGGACUUCAAUGAACACUACAGGGCCAGAGAGCCGAGGCUUCGAGCCUCACUAGGCGCCACCCGCGGGCGGCGACCAUCAAAUAUGUGACAUGACGUUGAUGGCAUCGACAGGCGACGCAUCCGGUCGUUGGAGCAUGGCGUAUGACAUCACAGUGUGCACUCACAGAGACGGGCCGGCCAGCAGACUUGAAGCGCUUCAUGUCGGGAUGAUGUCAUGCCUUGGAGGAGAGAUCCAGCACUGCUCUGGCGUUACAGCAGCGGCAGCUGUCGCCAAGUGAUGACAUCACGCAGACAGCUCUGGCGAAGUCGGCUGCGUGGGAUCACAAAGGAAUAAAGUCCAGUCAAUCGAAACUUUCAGAGCUUGUCGUGAUGUGCUGAGUAAACACCCAAAACAGACUGCUUGAAAUUCUGCAAGAAAUCUGCAAAACAUGAGGUCAAUUUGGGAAAACAGAGUGAGGAGGUAAAUAAAAGCAGCUGUCAGACUGAGCUCCCCGAGUCACAUGGCAUGCCUUAUUAAUGAGAGAAAAACUCUUUUUUCUCAGCGUGGUUGCCAAAUCAAGUCCCAACACACACAAUGUAUGUACAUAGAGUUUAUGCAAAAAUGUAUGUUUGUGUAUAUAUGCAUCUUCACACGUCAACACUUGUGGCUUCGCAUCUUCUCACUAGAGUUCAACCGAUACUGGUGUGAUAUUGAUACUUUUUUCAAUUUUGUAUUUGUAGCAGUUAUUAAAAUGAUUAAAUCUGAGCAUUUUAGGAACAAUUAUUCCGUCAGUGAACAUGUUUCUACUGGAUACUUGUUCUUGUUAUGAUGGAAACAAACAGGAGUGCAUUCAUGUUCCCAGGGUCAUAUGUUCCUAAAGUCCUAUGUUCCCACGGUUCUAUGUUGUCAGGGUCCUAAAUUCCCAGGAUUUUAUCUUCCCAGGGUCCUAUGUUUUACGGGUCUGCAGUUCCCAAAGUUUUAUGUUCUCGAAAUCCUAAAUUCCCUGGGUCAAUAUUCUGUCGGCACAAAUCAAUCCUGCUGUUGUGUUUUGGUCAAAUUUGACCGUUUUCAAGUUAAAAUAUUUCAGAAAUAAACUAACCUGACCCCAAAUCUCUUCCCUAAUUGUAACCUGUUUGGAAAAUGCAAUAAUCAACUACUAUCUAUUUUUUGACCCUAAAAUGUUUAAAAAUGAAUGUUCUUUUUUAUGUUUUGUUUGUUUGGUUAAGUAAGUUAUUGAUUAAUUCAUAUUAUUUUAAAUUUAGGGCUGAAAAAUCUUUGGAGAGUAACUUUUGAGGUGCCCCAGUAGCUCUAAGGCAGGGGUGGAAGAAAAUAUCGGUACAGCAUCAUUUUGCAAUAAUUUGUGUGGCAAUACUGUAUCAAAACACAGACACCAACUAUUAAGUUUUUAAUCAUAUAACCUAAUAUUGCAAAUACAAAAGACACUUUGGUAGCCCUUCAGAAUAACAAAAUCAAUUGCUUUUUCAGUCUGCUAAAUACAUUUUGCUGCAAGAAAAAUGACUGAAGAAACUUCAUCUGUAAAACUUCACAUUACAUAAAACGCAGGUUGACUUUUUCCUUUGAGGGUAUCAUUUUGCAUUGUAAAAAGGCAUUAAAUUACAACGUAUGUUAUUGCAAUACUGUAUUGUGACUUAAAUACUCUGAUGAUAUUGUAUCAUGGGGCCGGAGUCUAGUAUAAU